Molecule: messenger RNA, 1649 nt
Organism: Notothenia coriiceps (black rockcod)
Lineage: Eukaryota; Metazoa; Chordata; Actinopteri; Perciformes; Nototheniidae
Gene: dennd6a
Product: DENN/MADD domain containing 6A
Exons: 12
Coding region: 488-1618 (376 amino acids)
Cellular component (GO): recycling endosome
Molecular function (GO): guanyl-nucleotide exchange factor activity
Source: RefSeq, a predicted model, not a curated record
CUUGUGUAGUACUUUUAAUCAUUGUUCAUUGGUCAAUCAUUGGUCAUAAUAGUCCAUCAUACUUAACGUUUACUGACAUUAAUUACAUUGAAGUUUACUUCUUGUUCUUAUUUUUUUUACACAUUUUAAAUCUUUAUCGAAAACUACACGUUUUUUGAUGAAUAUAUUGGUGGGAUUAAUAUGCACAAUUUUGUUAUGUGUAUUGUAAUAUGAAAGGGGUGAAUACAGUAUUCCAUCGUCUGCGGUUGACUUGAAUACAACACAGUGCCAGGGACGGCUUUACGUGAUGACGUUUCACGUUUCAUUCUCAAGUCCUACGUACGCUCACUAUGCUACUAUGCUAAGCGCUAGCUGAGAAGCUACUUUCUGUAGCUCUGCUUGUUGUUGUCACCUGAGGAGACGCUAACUAAACAUACCAAUCUUAACUAACUUAUCCAAGGCGUUCAUAUUCUCCGGAGCGUCUGAGUGUCCGUGUGGGGCCGUAGUCAUGGCUCUCCAAGGCCCAGAAGAGCUGGGGGAGCAGGUCGAAGAGCCGGAGGAUCUGGACGACCAGGACGCUAGUAGCAUCUCCCCGGCCGAGGAGAUAACCAUGCCCAGCGGGCCUGGGGGCGACGACGAGCCGGAGGAGGCUCUCCUGCUACCCUGGGACCGCUUCUCCGCCUGGCUACACUGCAUUUGCGUUGUUGGCUUCGACCUGGAGCUGGGACAGGCAGUGGAGGUUAUCUAUCCUCAUCACUCCAAACUGUCAGAGAAAGAGAAAACAAGCAUCUGCUACCUUUCCUUUCCUGACUCCAACUCAGGUUGCCUUGGCGACACCCAGUUUUGCUUCCGAUUUCGUCAGGGUUCCAACAGGAAGUCAUCGCUUGGCGUCUUCCUUGAAACCACCGACCGGGACGCACCGCCCUGUCUGAAGAGGGAGCAGGGCCAUUACUAUGGUUACGUGUACUUCCGUCAGGUGCGAGACAAAUCCCUGAAGAGAGGAUACUUCCAGAAGUCUCUGGUCCUGAUCAGUAAGCUGCCCUACGUCACCUUCUUCCACUCGCUGCUGAAGAUCAUGGCUCCAGAAUACUUUGAGAAACAGGAACCUUGUCUGGAGGCUGCUUGCAACGACAUGGACCGCUGGCCAACACCCCAUCCUGGAAGAAUACUCACACUUCCGAUUAUGGGCGUGGUCAUCAAGGUUCGCAUCCCGACCUCUUACGACAAACCAGGAACAUCCCAGUUGGUCCAGUCCGCCCAGAGUGACAGUCAGGUGUCCAUCGUGCUCCCAACCAUCCAUGAGGUCGACCUCUUCAGAUGUUUCUACCCGGUCUUCUUCCACAUACAGAUGCUGUGGGAGUUGGUGUUGCUGGGGGAGGCCCUUGUUGUCAUGGCGCCGUCGCCUGCAGAGUCGUCGGAUACCGUGCUCGCAUUGGUCAGCUGCAUCUCUCCUCUGCGUUAUAGCAGCGACUUCCGGCCGUACUUCACCAUCCACGACAGCGAAUUUAAAGAGUACACCACGAGGACGCAGGCUCCGCCGUCAGUCAUUCUGGGAGUGACCAAUCCCUUCUUUGCUAAAACGUUGCAGCACUGGCCGCACAUCAUCCGCAUCGGAGACAUGAAGCAAGCAGGUAGAUGAAUCUGCUGCCAGUCAAACGUGGUGUUUGUCU